Molecule: messenger RNA, 6279 nt
Organism: Jaculus jaculus (lesser Egyptian jerboa)
Lineage: Eukaryota; Metazoa; Chordata; Mammalia; Rodentia; Dipodidae
Gene: Nol4l
Product: nucleolar protein 4 like
Exons: 11
Coding region: 1-2040 (679 amino acids)
Source: RefSeq, a predicted model, not a curated record
AUGCCGAAGCCGACGCUGCUGCUGCGCGGGGGCUGGGAGCGCGAGCGCAGCCCCGGAGACUCCGAGCUGGGCCGCCAGUUCCGGGACUGGUGCUUGCGCACCUACGGCGACUCAGCCAAAACCAAGACGGUGACACGCAGCAAAUACCAGCGGAUAGCCGAGGUCCUGCAGGGCGGCGGCGGGACCGGCGCGGGCAGCGGCCCGGCGGCCGGCGAGAAAGGCAAGUUCCAGUUCUGGGUGCGCUCCAAGGGCUUCCGCCUGGGCAGCGGCCGGGAACCCAAGAUGGGCCAAGUGGUGUAUGUGCCGGUCAAGACGGGCUCGGGGGCAGAUGGCCUGUCGGAGCCCGAGGGCAUCUCUCUGAAGCGGGUUGCUGUGGUGGAAGAUUUCUUUGACAUCAUCUACUCGAUGCAUGUGGAGAGCUCCGCAGAGCCAGGCAAAGCCCCCAAGCACGCUGGGCAGAAGAAAACCUACCGAGCGAUCGCGGAGACCUACGCCUUCCUCCCAAGAGAGGCUGUGACCCGCUUCCUCAUGAGCUGCACGGAGUGUCAGAAGAGGAUGCACUUUAACUCCAGCGGCCCGGAGCCCAAAGAAAAUGAGCCUCCAUCUCCUCUGGUCUCUGGGAUUAUUGACUACAACAUGCCCCUCACCUCCACCUACUUGAAGCAGAUGAAGUUACGGGUGAUGAACUCCCAGGAGCAGGAUGAGACUUCUGUGAGCAGUGAAGAUUUUGAUAUGAAUGACUCCACAUGGAUGUCAGCUGACCCCCACCUGGCCUCCAGCCUGAGCCCCAGCCAGGAGGAGAGGAUGCGGAGCCCACAGAACCUUCAUAGCCAAGAGGAUGAUGACUCCUCCUCUGAGAGCGGCAGCGGCAAUGGCUCCUCCACCCUGAACCCGUCCACCUCCAGCAGCACGCAGGGUGACCCCUCCUUUCCUGAGAUGAAUGGCAGCGGUGCCGCGGCCCCCAUGGACUUCACUGCCACGGCUGAGGAUCAGCCCAUCAACCUGUGUGACAAGCUCCCACCAGGCACGGCGCUUGGCACACCCUCCUACCCCUCAGAUGGCUGCAGUACUGAUGGGCUGCGGAGCCGUGUCAAGUACGGGGUGAAGAGCACCUCCGAGUCCCCCCCUUAUAGCUCUGGGAGCUAUGAUUCCAUCAAGACCGAGGUCAGUGGGUGUCCUGAGGACCUGACGGUGGGCCGGGCCCCCACUGCGGAUGAUGAUGACGACGACCAUGAUGACCACGAGGACAAUGACAAGAUGAAUGACUCGGAGGGCAUGGACCCUGAGCGUCUCAAGGCCUUCAAUAUGUUUGUGCGGCUCUUUGUGGAUGAGAACCUGGACCGCAUGGUGCCCAUCUCCAAGCAGCCCAAGGAGAAGAUCCAGGCCAUCAUCGAGUCCUGCAGCCGGCAGUUCCCCGAGUUCCAGGAGCGGGCCCGCAAGCGCAUCCGCACAUACCUCAAGUCCUGCCGCCGCAUGAAGAAGAAUGGCAUGGAGAUGACUAGACCCACGCCUCCCCACCUGACCUCAGCCAUGGCAGAGAACAUUCUAGCAGCUGCCUGCGAGAGCGAGACCAGGAAAGCAGCCAAAAGGAUGCGCCUGGAGACCUACCAGUCCUCACAGGACGAGCCCAUAGCCCUGGACAAACAGCACUCCCGGGACGCCUCUGCCAUCGCGCACUCCACCUACUCACUGCCAGCCUCCGCCUACUCCCAGGACCCCGUGUAUGUCAACGGCGGCCUCAACUACAGCUACCGCGGCUACGGGGCCUUGAGCAGCAACCUGCAGCCCUCUGCUUCCCUCCAGACAGGAAAUCACAGUAAUGGGCCCACGGACCUCAGCAUGAAAGGCGGGGCCUCUACUCCCACGCCUCCCACGCCCACGCCUUCCAGCAACAGCACCAGCAGGACCAUGCCCACGGCCCAGCUCAGCCCCACGGAGAUCAGUGCUGUGCGGCAGCUCAUCGCUGGUUACCGAGAAUCCGCAGCCUUCCUGCUGCGCUCUGCGGAUGAACUGGAGAACCUCAUUUUACAGCAGAACUGACCCCACUGGCUCCUGGAGUGCACUACGCCAGGGAAGGUGGCUGACCCAGCCCCGGACCCAGCCUCCUGCCUCACCAGUUGGUACAUAGUUGUCUGAAAGAGGUGGGAUCCAAAAGAGCUGUUUCUAGCCACACUCCGAGCAUCUGAGACUUUGGGCACAAGGACACUUUUUCUGGGAAUCUUACCACACGGGUGCUCUGACCUGCUUGGAAGAGGCCAACAGGGCAGCUCUGGAAGGAUUGGGGCUCCCCUGACAAGGCAAUGGGGCUGCAGCUCUAUUUAGAAUCACCUUCGUGGACCCUGAUGUUAGAAUACCACCCCCCCAUAAUUACCUUUCAAGUCUUAGGUGAGCAGAAUUGCAUAUUUAUUGAGAAAAGCAAAGUGGACCCUUUCUUCCUCUCCCCUAGUAAUUUAUUUUUCUGAAAAUGGAUUCUUUUGUGUUUGUACAGAUUGCCAGUCUGUGUCUGUCUGAUCAGAAGGAUAUCCCUGUACCUAACAUUCCAUAUCACUACACUGACGUGGGCUGGGGACCAGCAGGGUCAUGUGGGCUCCAGCUGGCUGUCUCCCAAGUGCCCAGCAAGCACAUCCUGGGGAAGGCCACUACCACUGCACCGGGCUGUCUUGUUGCAGAUCCCAGUGCUGCCACAGGGACACUGCCAGGCACUGCCAAACAAGAGGACCUCACCCACACCCAUUGCAAAGCAAAACAAAAAGGCACUCACCCAUUCUACAGAGCCCCAGUCACACGGUCACCUGUAUUCUACCUCACACUCCAGCAUGGGCUUUUCCAGGAUGUGCCCCCAAAGCCCAUUCUGAACAGCUGUCUCCCAGCUCCCAUGCAAUGUGUCUGCCGGGAGGUAAGUCUGACCCAGUGCCCAAGAGCCGGCGCCUAGAAGGGUCUGAUGGCCCUCACAGCCAGCAGUUUGCCAUUGCCUGGCCCUGGCAGCUGCUUGACAGGAUGGAAUGCUGGGAACUGGUGGCUGGCCAGCAGGACACUGGUCCUUAUCUUGCUGCCAAGGACCCAGGUUUGAACAGUCAGUGGGCGCAUAGGACCCCCGUCCCCAGAUACCUAAAAGGGCCACCUCCCUGUCAGGCAGCUUUGACCCUUACCUCGUGGUUGGAGUAAAGGGAUCAUCAGUGGACAUGGAGAAGCUACUUGGGCUCUCACAGAACUGCCCUUUUUGUAAAAGGUCCUGUCCUGUAAGAAACCCAGUCCCUGGAGUGUGAAAAGGGGCAGAAAAGGCUGUCCUGGUUUCCUUCCUCCCUUGAUAGGCACUUCCUCUUGCUCUGUGCAAUACCUACCAGUGCUGCUAAAACCAGGGAUUCACCCAGACCUCAGCAGGCCCUGGAGCCUCUCCUCUGCUCAACACUCCGUAGCCAUGACAGCAGCAUUGUGCUGCCUGUCCCUGCCCAGAGCAGGCAGAAGCCCUGUUGCCUUUUCUCCCCCAGAGCAAAGAGGUCCCAGGGGAGCCAGGGUCGAGUGGACAUAGGCCAGAUUCAGAGAGCCACCCAAACCCAGAGCAAGUGACCCUUCCCAAAGCAGUUUUGUGGCAGUAACUGCUGUGGCAGUCUGGUAGACCACCCUUCAGCAGGGGUGGGCAGGCAGUGCCAGUGAGGGUGGCCACCUGGUCAGAUCCAGGGCUGCAAGGCAGGGUGACACCCAUAGACACUUCCACCCCGAGGUUAGGGCUAGUCUCUCCCUUAGUCUCCAGCGCCCACCCAGCCACACCACCUCUGCCUUCCACGUGCCCGCCCACCCGCUCCCCAGGCCUCUGGUCAGGGCCAGGACACCUGAGCCCCCUCAUACAGCACAAGCUCCAAUGCCCAAGGCCUCUCCCACAGCCGGCCGGCCAUGUGCCCAGUUUCCUACCUGCUCAGUAGGACUCCUGGAUGUUUGAAUUUGUGUAAAUAUUUAUUUUUGUGUGUGAAUACUACAAAGUAAUCAGUAGAUCUUUUGCAAAAUGUUACCCCAGGCAAUUUGUGAAAAUCUUAAUGUUAAAACCUGGCAGAGACAAUCGCGCCCUAGAAAAUCCUGGUAUCGGUUGCUUAUGUCAUCUCUGCCCCCAGAGGCAGCACCCAAAGCAGACACAACCAUUUCUUGGCAGGCAGGAGAGAGAGACUAGGCAGGGCUCCUCCUCUGCCCCGUGGGGCACGUAGAAGGAUCAGCGUCAGCCGUACCUGAAGCAGCGUUUUCCUGAGCGCAGGCCGUUAUUACCAGACAUUGGCAGCCUGCCUCUGGGCUGUGGUGUGAGCACAGGCUCCAUGUGUUUUCCAGAAAAAGGAAGCGAAUGCCAGUGCUGAUGGUCCUAGGGGGCCUAAAGGACCAUGGGUGCCUUCGUGCAGAGAAACUGUAUGAGCCCCCCAGAGAUGGCUGAAUCAGGAGUCAGCUGUAAUGUGUGGAAAUGAGAUUCCAUUAGCUAGGUCAGUCAGGAACAGGUUCUGCUUGCUGGUGUUACAGAAGAUGCAGCGUCAAGCCCUCCCCCUUGCUUGUUUGGAGAGUUUCACAGUUGGUUUUGAUGGACUCCGCUGGCUACUGCCCCACCCUGGAAGAGGGCUUGCCUUCUCCUGGAGGAAGCUCCCCAGAACCACUUUGGUCUUAGGGAGGGUCUCAGGGCACAAAGUAAUCACUGCAGAUCCCAAGUUCAGGCAGCGCAAGAGGACACACCAAUGUCAGCCUGCAGGGCAGAUCCCACAACAAGGCACUUGGUCUUUCUGGUGGAUGGUGACCUAGAAGACCAGUGAUAGCAUGUGUGACCCAUCUGAAAUCAUUUUUGUCACCACUCAACGGUUUAAUCCCAAGGAUAGUGUUGGGGAGGGGAUGGGCAGGGCUAGGGGGACAAUAGAGAACUUGCAACAGGUGGAAGUCAUCUGUCCUUCCCUAUUCUCAAGGGCCACGUACAACUCCACAGGUGGUUAUAAGAUUAACUACCAAUUCAUUCUCAAAAUGCUGCUUUGAACUCAGAGGGUUGAUACUUUUAAUUUGUAAUUUUUUGUAAAACUUUUUACAAGAUAGUAAAGUAUUUCACCAGAAUACCAGUUUCAAUCCGUCCGUGGUCUGAUUUUUAUAUAAUUUAGUGGUGCUUUAGACACUUUGUUUUGUUGUUUCUGAGCUCAGUAGCUCGGUCCUUCCUUGCCUGUAUCUACCUAAGACCAAUGUGAACCUUUGUAUUUUGCUCCUAAUUUUGGACUCAGUGGAAGUGUGCUGUUUACAUGUACAGACGCCCCACCCCUGUGUUCUGCAAGACGCGCUCUUACGGAGGAAGAUGCACCUCACUAAGCUCAUCUGUUUAGCAAAGCCACAAAACAAAACCUCUCACUUUGUACCUGUUUCCACCUAAAAACAAACAAAAACCUACACCACCCACAACUCCGACUUGCCGACACUCUGCCUGGUAGACGCCUGUGCCUCUACCACGUGUCCACUUAGGCAUCAGGAUAGCGCCUCCUUUGGCUGGUGGGUAGCACCCGGACGGAGGAGCAAAGGCACCCAGCCCCCAGCUUGGGGAGAGGCAGUUAUUCUCCUGACAGCCUGGCAAUGGGAAGGUCAAGAGAAAUCAUGGGCCUUCAGGAGUAAGCCAAGCAGGAUUGAGGGACAACUUAAGAGGUCAUUAAUCCUCUGGCAUAAUUGAGCCAUGUUUUGGAAAAGCAUGGGUUGCAUGUCAGAGGAGAUUGUGACUUUCAGUGCUACAAGUAGUACAAGCACUUCAAGGUUCUUCUAGAAGUGGCCCGAUCGGGAGCCACCACCUCUGGGGAGGAGCAGGGGCUCCAGACAGUAAGCAUAAGGCACUUACCGCAAGCAAUGGAUGGCACCAACUUUUAAAGGUGACUUUAUUAAUCAAUGGUUUCACCUCUAAAUUAUAUUUUUACAGAUAUGCACCUAUGCAACUUAAUGUGGCUCUUCUAAGCAGGUGAGGACUUCCUCCUCAAUGCUCUCUAUAAAAAGUAUUUGUGUUCUAUAUAGUGAGUUUUUCAGUAAAUGUGGCUUAAUAUUUUAACUCCUAGACUGUGUCUUUCUACGUGAUGCGACUAAAUUCUGUUUUGUUUGUGGAAUGACUAGCACAGGCCGACUCCCUUUUUCCCUCACUUAACAGAAGACCAAUGAGCUGUUAAUCGAGCUGUUCAAUCUCCAUGGUAUUACUGCUAAAUGCACUGAUUUCAUAAGUAUGUGGAAUCCUUUUCCUUUUGAAUCUGUAUAUCAUAUAUAAGACUGAAUCUACUUAAUAAACACUGAACAAACCCA